This is a messenger RNA of Aspergillus ibericus CBS 121593, 813 nucleotides long. Its product is annotated as MBL fold metallo-hydrolase. The record is from RefSeq and is a predicted model, not a curated record. Bases 1 to 813 code for a protein of 270 amino acids. Lineage: Eukaryota; Fungi; Ascomycota; Eurotiomycetes; Eurotiales; Aspergillaceae. The transcript has a single exon.
AUGGCACCCACCCUCAACGUCACCCACAUCGGCACCGCCACCGCCAUCCUUGAGAUCAACGGUGUCAACUUCCUCACCGACCCCUUCUUCUCCCCCGCCGGCACCACCUGGGACUUGGGCCGCGUUAUCCUCAAAGUCACCGACGACCCAGCUCUCCGUCUGGACCAACUCCCCGUCAUCGACGCCGUGCUUCUCAGCCACGAAGACCACCCCGAUAACCUUGACGACCUGGGCCGGCAGCUCCUCAACGGCCGUCCUGUCUUCACCACCGUCGACGGAGCCAAGAACCUCGCUCCCCGGCCCACAGUCCACGGCAUGAAGCCCUGGGAAACCAUUGAGCGCGUCAUCGCCGGUAAACGCUUCACUAUCAUCGCCACUCCGACCCAACACGUCCCAGGUGACGAGUGCACGGGCUUCAUUGCGACCAGUAACGACCCGAACAAUGACUUCGGCCACGACCCUAAGACCGGUCUACCGAAUGCGAUCUAUUUCACGGGUGAUACGGUCUACAUCGAGGAGUUGAAUGCCAUUGCGGAUCGGUUCCAUAUUUGUGCGGCGGUUAUGAACUUGGGAAAUGCGCAUGUACCCACUACGGAAGAACCGGAUAGUCCGCGCAUGCAGAUUACUAUGGGUGGGAAGGAUGGCGCGAAGCUGUUCCGGGCCCUUGGGGCGGAUGUCCUGGUGCCUAUGCAUUAUGAAUCUUGGGGGCAUUUCACCCAGUUUGGGGAGGAGUUGGGUCAGGCUUUUAAGGAAGAAGGGAUUAGUGACAAGAUUUGUUGGUUGAAGGGGGGCGAGAUGGUAAAGGCUCUUUGA